UUAUUUUCAAACAACGAAACGCACAUUUCUAUUAAGUUACUGUGCUGUAUCAGUCAGUCCUAUCAUCAAAUGGCAAGCAUGGAAAACGAAAUAGCCCACGAUUUUUCUCCUCUCCUCAAAGUCUACAAAGACGGCCGACUGGAGCGCCUCACCGGGACAGCCACCGUCCCCCCUUCCCUUGACCCCAGAACCGGCGUUCACUCAAACGAUGUCGCAAUCUCUUCCGAAGCCGGUGUAUCUGCUCGGCUUUACCUCCCUGCUAAACCCGACGUAACCACCGACCUGACCCGAAGAGUCCCUCUCCUCGUUUACUUCCACGGUGGUGGCUUCUGCGUCGAAUCCGCCGCCUCUCCUGUUUACCACAACUACCUCAACUCCUUAUCAUCUCAAGGAAGCAUCUUCAUUGUCUCCGUCGAUUACCGAUUAGCCCCCGAGCACCCGCUUCCGGCCGCCUACGAGGAUUCAUGGGCCGUUUUCAAAUGGGCCCUAAACCAUUCCGACGGAAACGGCCCAAACGAGUGGCUCAAUUCUCGUGUUGAUUUCGGGCGAAUUUUUCUUGCUGGUGACAGCGCUGGCGCUAACAUCGUCCACCACAUGGCUCUGCGAGCGGGCCUUCAGGGACUUCCUGCUGGGGCUAAUCUGAAAGGGAUCGUUUUAGUUCAUCCGUAUUUCUGGGGGAAAGAGCCCAUCGGAGCCGAGGCUAACAACGGAGCCGCUGCCGGGGAUGAAGCGCAUGCGGGAGUUUUAUGGAAGUUUGUAUACCCGUCAUCGGAGAAUGGAUCGGAUGACCCGUUUAUAAACCCGAAUAUGGAUCCUAAUGUGGGGAAGUUGGGUUGCGGAAGAGUGCUGGUUUGUGUGGCGGAAAAAGAUGGGUUAAAGGAUCGCGGGUGGUUUUAUAGCCAAGUGUUGAAGAAGAGUGGGUGGGGAGGGUCUGUUGAGGUCAUAGAGGCCAAAGGUGAAGGUCACGUCUUCCAUUUGUUCAAUCCCAAUUCUCAUAACGCUGGCGUCUUUAUGACUCAAAUCUGCAAUUUUAUCAAUCAAUAAGGCAUGAAUCUGGCUAGUACGUGACAACUGUUAUGUAAUUUUCUAUAGGCGCUUUCACAAUGUUGUUAAUGGGCAAAUGUGAAACUAUUGAAGGGAGAGCAUGGAGAAACAGAGACAGGUAAUGGAACCAGUGAAGAUAAAGUUGAUCAGCUAUAUAUAUAUAUUAUCUAGUCUUCCGUUUUGAAAAUAAUAAAUAAAAAAUAAAGUGAACUUGUAUUGAUUUUCUUUCCUGUUCGAACAAUGAUGAGACGGUGUAGUUGUAACUUGUUUGUAAUAAUGUCGUGCUGAAAUUAUUUUA
Messenger RNA from Humulus lupulus (European hop), 1342 nucleotides. RefSeq names its product probable carboxylesterase 12. The coding region runs from base 70 to 1044 and encodes 324 amino acids. Lineage: Eukaryota; Viridiplantae; Streptophyta; Magnoliopsida; Rosales; Cannabaceae. The record is from RefSeq and is a predicted model, not a curated record. The transcript is spliced from 2 exons. Gene Ontology annotation, molecular function: hydrolase activity.